Molecule: messenger RNA, 15239 nt
Organism: Dryobates pubescens (Downy woodpecker)
Lineage: Eukaryota; Metazoa; Chordata; Aves; Piciformes; Picidae
Gene: RNF213
Product: ring finger protein 213
Exons: 67
Coding region: 1-15135 (5044 amino acids)
Biological process (GO): ubiquitin-dependent protein catabolic process; negative regulation of non-canonical Wnt signaling pathway; sprouting angiogenesis
Cellular component (GO): cytosol; membrane; nucleolus
Molecular function (GO): ubiquitin-protein transferase activity; ATP hydrolysis activity; metal ion binding
Source: RefSeq, a predicted model, not a curated record
AUGCAAGCUUCCCUGUGCGCCUUGAACUCCCUGUGCGUCCUGGACCCAUGGCUGGGAGCCGCGGCACCCCCACCCCUUGCCCGCACGCAGCUAACGGGCCUCAUUUACAUUCCGCCGGCCUUUCGCCGCGCCAUUGGUGCAUCUGCCCGGCUCGUUUGCAUAUCGACCGGGACAGGCAGCAGUUCCCGCUUAUCCUCGGGGAGCGAGCGACUUCAUUUGCAUACAGGCUCCGCCCCUACGGCUGCGGUGCCGCAGCUGGGCCGCACCGGGGCCGAAAGAAAAGAGGUGGAGCUUGCUCCAGUCCCUGAUACAGGAACAGAGCCUGGAGGAGAGGUGAAGGCAGAAGGUGGCAAUGGGCUGCCUUCCACCAUUGGAAUGCAGGAGGAAGUGGAAGGAUUGCUGAUGGAGGAGACAACAGGACUGACCAAUACCUCAGGGACCACACCAGAAUGCACUGCAGAUGGGCCUUCUUCCUGCACUGAAACAGAGAAGGAGGAGGGAGGAGGAGAGGAAGCAUCACUGCUGGAGGGUAUAACAGCUGCAAGUGAUAGCUCAGAGACUGCACCUCAGUGUGUGGCUGGGAAUCCUUCUGAGAAGUCACGGAAGAGUGAAGACACACCAUCGAAAAAGAAGGCUGCAAGUGAGAAAGUGUGUGAAGGAACUGUGAAGCCAAGUCAGACCAGGGCACCUGGGGUGGCUAGAAAGGAUGAUGCUCCAGCUGUAACCGACAGUCAGAAGGACAAAAAGCAAAAAGCAAACCAGAAACCUGUGGAUAUGAUAAAAGAAAGUCCGGUGGGGCGAGGUGAUGGAGUCACAGUGUAUUUCCAUGCAGUAUUGUCCAAAGACUUCAAACUCAACCCUGAGACACAUAAAGUCUUCAUCAGGGCUGAAGGCAUUCCUCCCUAUGCAAACUGGAAGGACAAUGUUUGUGAGCUGCACUGCACCGAGGAUCUAGGAGAACAUGGAUACCUCAUUGAAGGUGCUGUAACCCUUACAAAAGGAGUUAUUAAUAGAGAGAUUCCUUACAAAUAUUGGGUGUCCUGUGACAAGGGGAAGUAUGAAUUUGUUUAUAAGGACCCAGAAAUAAACUCUGUUGUGAAUCGCUGUUUAAUCAUAAAAGACGACUUGCUCAACAAUGGAGAAUGGCAUCAGUACGAUGACAUUGUGUGUGCACAGCCUUCCAGGCUGAAAAGCCUGACGCACAUGUUUUUUCGUGGUAAAAACAAGGAGGUGGUGCAAGGGAAGAAAAUCGCUGCUGGCUUUAUGAUAAAGAACAUCUUCAGCAUUCUUGGAACCUGGAAUGCCAGCAACCUGAGAAACUUCCUCAUGCAGCUGAGGCAGUUCUAUGUUGUGACAUCACAUCCACUUGUGUUUGAUGGCCACCCAAUGUCAUGGAGAGGGCUCGACUUUGGCAGACAGCAGGUGAAUGAGUUGCUGCUAGAUUACAUGGUGGAAAUAGCUCUUCCUUUUCUUGCACCAGAAGACGCAAAAGCACCACAGGAGGGCAUAGUAGUGAAAAACAAACUGGCUCUGGGGCUCACCAUUCUCACAGUAAUUUAUGAAAAUGACAUCCCAGUAUCAAAUGGUUAUCUGACUGGCCUGUGUAGCUUAUUGUGCUUGGAUGAGAAGUCAGAACAAGCCAUACAGGAUGACCUUCAUCUCAUCACAAAUGCUUUUGCAGCAGUUUCUGGUUUGGAGAUUGAGCUGAUACUUCUGUGCACCUUGUGCAUUGAUGGCCAAGUAGAUCAGUGGGUGUGGAUUCUUCCUCUUCUGCAUUUCUUUGCUGGUCCUUCUCAGCAUGAUGAGCUCCUGAUAGGAGAAGACACCUGGGCAGGGCUGGAAGGGCUUCCAUUUGCUGAAAUAAGGAAGACGGAAAAUAGGCACACCCUACUAAAACUAAUGAAAGACAAGAAAUACUUGAUGAAGUUUGAUAAGCUUCUGGUCAAGUCCUGGAUGUCUGUGCUGCCCCUGGAGAGCCUGGCUGAAUUUAUCCACGAUUUCUCCAGUGAUUUGUUAACUACUCUUCAAGGUGUUUUUUACAGAGUGGAGAGCCCUGACUUCUUGGGGAACAGUCUCGAGGUCAUAGAGAGCCUUCUAAAGACAGUGCUGUGUAGCCUGGAUGAGAAACAGGCCAGUGCUCUGGAAGCUUGUUAUUGGCAGUCCUGCCUGACCUGCUGCUUCAAGAUACACCAGAGGGUCUGCAAGUACACAAAAUGGGGGCAUCGGUUCUCGAUUCAGGUUUCUACUGCCAUGAUGAUUUCGAAGGUUGCCCAGCUCCAGCCUGCAGCAGUUCCAGGAGAUGCUGCGCAGGAAGUUCCAGGGAGAGAAGUGUUCACUGGAGCUCUGACAGACACUCGACACUGGUUCAGAAAUACUUUAAACCAGAAGUUACUAAAUAGCCUGGAGCCUGUGAAAUUCUCUUUUUCCUGGGAACUUGAGGCCUGGCAUGGAUUUCUGGAGAUCAGCUUUCCAGAUGAACAGUUCACUGCAAAGUGGAGGGAGACUUUACUUGGAGAUUUGAAGAGAAGAAUUGAGCAGGAGUCUCCAGUUAAUCAAGUCUUAGUCUACUGCAGUCUGCACACCAGAUCUGAGCAGCUUAACUCGUCCAUUGUUUGGUGUUUCUGUGAUUGUGCCACACAGGCUGUAACUGCAGCUUGCCAGACUCAGAGCAAUCUCCUGGAGAAGAUUUCUCCCUACAACCUGGACAAAUUCAGCCAGCUUGUAUCAAGUAUUAUUGUGGGCUUGUGGCCAGUCAAGAGUGGGCAGUCUAAGGAUUAUUUUGAGGAGAUUUUGCACCACGUGCUUACAUGGCCGGACAUCAAACGUAUCUUCACCAUUAACAGAACAAACACAAAGCUCCUAGAAGAGCUUACUUGUGAAGCAAAGAGUAUCAUGGCCACAGCAGACUCUGUGUUUGAGUCUGUCAGCAAUGACAUCUGGAACGGCAGCAUCCUUGUGAAACACUUGGAAGAGGUUUUCCAGCAUGAGGAACAGUUCAUCAAUAUCUGGGAGAUAAAGCACCAGCACCUGCCAGGUGAAGGCAAAGCACUACUCCGGGGGGACCUGAAAAAAUUGCUGCAGAGGAGGCGAAAAGAAGUAGCACUUCUCAGAGAAGAGAAAAAAGCAAUAGGAACCUUUCUGAGCAUGUGCAGGAAGGUGCAGGAGUAUCUGAAAGUUGAUGUAGGUGAAGUGGCAUUUCAAGACAAGGAAGAUUUUCACUCAAAAAGAUUAAAUACAGUUGUAAAUGUGAAAAAGAGCCCUCCAGAGACCUACUACAGCCUGAGCCCAGAGCUGAAAGAAUUUGCCCAGAAAAUACAUUGUUUUAAGGAUAGCCUGAUCUUCCAGCAGUUCUGGAAGGAAGCUGCACAGAAGGCAGCAGAGGAGUAUGAAAUCUCAAUAGAGGAGGCUGAAGGCUCAAUAGAGGAAUGUGGAAGUUCUGAGGAGGAGGAAGACUUAAUUUUUCCUGCACUGAAUCUUGAUAAUAUUUCUACCAGUCUAAUCUCUCCCUGUUUUGAGAGAUAUGAGCAGCUGUAUGAACUUCUCACAUCUGGAGGACUCACAUUUUCUGCAGUUGAUACAAUUUUUCAGGAGUUCAGAGAUCAGCCUGAAGAUCUCAAAACUGAGCUAAAUAACAUCUGUAAGCUUAGACCUGGAAAAGACAGAGCCUGGGUGGAUCAGAGGUUUCAGCAGAUCCAGCAGUACCAUGAAAUGCAUUUAGCUUUUGAAGCUGCCAAGAUCAUUGCCGAUGUCAAAGAGAAUUUGAACCUCUCUGGUGACUUCAGUCUCCUGGAAAACUUGUUGGACAUAGUAGAAAAUCAUAAAGCAUACGAGACACAGAAGCUGGAUUCCAUCAGCUGUGAGCUUAUGAAUGCCAAGAGCCUGCUGCAGGGGAUCAAUGUGAAGCGUCGUGGCUGCCUGAAGGAGCUGGCUCAACAGAAGGAGUUUGUCUGCUGGGUCAGACAAGCACUGAAAGAUAUGAAUGAGCUGAAGGUAUUUGUAGACUUGGCAUCCAUCUCUGCUGGGGAGAAUGAUAUGGAUGUGGGCCGUGUGGCUUGUUUCCAUGAUGCUGUGCAUGGCUACUCUUCCCUGCUCUAUGACCUGAAGAAAGACUCAGGGUUUGAGGACUUCAUGUGCUGCUUGAAGAAGUUGUGGCGAGCUGUGGACAGCGAUGAGAGUCUGCCUGAGAAACUGCGUGCUUCAGCUCAGCACCUAGAGUGGCUGAAAACAGUGAAAGAGAGCCAUGGCUCUGUGGAGCUGUCCUCACUGUCACUGGCAGCUGCCAUCAACAGCAGAGGAAUUUAUGUUCUCAAAGCACCUACUGAUGGCCAGAAGGUCACUUUGGACAAUGUCCUGCACUUCACCCUGCCAGGGAACUCUGCAGAUGAGGCAUCAUGGAAAUACUCCCUGGCAGACCUCCGUGAACUGCAGAACAAGCUGAUGCUCAUGUCAGCAAAGGGAGAGCAAAGCCUGGAGGUGGAAAAGUUCUCUGAGAUUUUUUUCAAUGUUGUCCAAAGGCUUGCUCAGGCCUUUAUAGACCUUUAUUCAGCUGGAAACAUGCUCUUCCGCUCCUGGCUUGCCCACGUCUACUGCUCACCCAAGACAGAAUCUUGUGUUUAUAUAGACUUCUCUCUGGGACUGAUCCCAGUGCUGCAAGGGCAAGGAGAUACAGUAGCUGUGCUCCCAGGGCUCUGCAAGACAAUGGAGAAUUUCCUGGAGAAAUGGGAAAAUUUCAUGUCUGAGAAACGAUUCCAGCACUUCUACCUGAACUACUACACUGCCGAGCAGUUGGUCUAUUUGUGCAUGGAACUGGGGCAGGAGAAGCCCAGCCAGGGGGCCCUGAUGAUGCUCUCAUUCCUAACAAGCAACUGCACCAAGCAGGAUGUCCUUAGAGCCUCCAGCAAUGAAAGGCCUCCCAGCUCAAGGGAGGCUAUUUCUGACUUUGAAGUGAUGCUGAAUAAAGAGAAGGACCUGACUGCACAGCUGGAGUACAUCUGGGAGUGCUACAUGCACAACAUGGGUCACUUCCUUCCCAACUGCUUGGACAUCGAUAGGCUUGGUGAGCAGCUGGAGGACCUGGCCAGCUGGGAGAGGCAGCAUGUCACAAGAGACUUCCCCCAGGACUUCCUGUGUGUUGGACAGCCCAACCUCAUCACCUGCCCUCGCUCAGAGCUGCUCACCUCUGCUCUGGCCAUUUACAUGAACAGCCCCAACGAGCCCCUUCCGACUUACGACGAAGUUCUUCUGUGCACUCCUCAGACCACUGCUGAGCAGGUGGGGCUCUUCCUCAGGAGGUGCCUCAUUCCCUGCAACAGAGGAGAGAAAAUUUACACCAUGCUGUACGCAGAUGAGCUGAGCUACGACGUCAGCCGCAAAGCAGAGGAGCUGUUCCAGCACCUGCGGCACUACAGCAGCAGCUAUCGCCUUGUCAUCCUCUGCAACUGCGAGAGGGAGCACAGCUACAUCCCCUCUGUCUUCAGCCAGUACAAAGUGCACAUGGUACCCCAGAGGCCACUAGCUGAAAUCCAACAGUACCUUCAGCACCACUACAGAGUCACUCAGCCUUCAAGCUCAGCUGCCUCUGUGUUCAAGGGCAACAUGUGUGUGGGGAUUGUGUCCUCCAAAAGAGCUGGUGUGGGGAAGUCUCUGUACGUGAAGAGGCUACACGAGAGACUGCAGGAGCAGCACCCUGACAGUACAAAGAUGCUGAAAACCAUUAGACUAAUUGAACCAGAAGUGGAUGAAGAUAAAGUGCUAAAAUCUCUCCUGCCUUUUAUGAAGAAAAAAUACCAGACAGCACCCAUGAUAUUUCAUUUUGACAUCACCUCUUCAGUACAAACUGGAAUCCCGGAGUUUCUGUUCAAGCUGUUGGUUUUGCAGUGUCUGACAGACGCUAGUGGCAAUAUGUGGCGGCGACAGAAGUGCCAUUUGUAUAUCAUCGAAAUCCUGGAGGUGUCAGCAGUGCCAAAGCAAGCAACAAGACAUAAGUCAGCAAGGCAGAAGUACAAUUUCAUUGAUGUUUUCCCUAAAGUAACAUGCAAGUCUCCCAAGGAAGUACUGGAAAUGCAUACACUUGGGAACUGCCCUGGGGAUGCUUCAGACCCAGGAAUGGAUGAGGAGGAGUUUUGCAGUGAGGCUUUCCAGAGACCUUUCCAGUAUCUGAAAAGGUUUGACCAGGGGCUCAAUCUGGACACAUUCUGGUACAAAGCACACUCUGUGGAAGGGAGCCCAGCAGAAUGCCUGCAGCUGUUCCUCCUGCACUGUGGCAUCACAGACCCCUCCUGGUCAGAGCUCCGGAACUUUGCCUGGUUUCUCAACGUUCAGCUGAGAGACUGCGAAGCUUCUGUCUUUUGCAACCCUGACUUCGUGGAGGACACUUUGCAAGGUUUCAAGAACUUUGUUGUCACUUUCAUGAUUUUAAUGGCGAGGGAUUUUGCGACGCCCUCCCUCAACAUCUCUGAUCAGAGUUCAGGCAGGCAGCCCUCCCACCUGGAGAACGUUUCAGAGGAAGAUCUUCUCCCUUUCCGCGUUCGGAAGAAGUGGGAGUCCGAGCCUCACCCUUACUUGUUUUUCAACGAAGAUCGUGUGUCCAUGACCUUCAUUGGGUUCCACUUCCAGCCUGAUCACCACCACGGUGUCAAUGCUGUUAAUCCCUUGAAUGGCAGCAUCAUCAAGAGGAACAUCAUGACCACACAGCUGUACAGAGGCUUGUUGCUCCAAAGGGUUCCCUUCAACGUCCCCUUUGAUCAGUUGCCUCGGCAUGAGAAGCUGGAGAGGCUUUGCAUGGUGUUGGGCAUCCCCUGGGUGGUAGACCCUGACGAGACCUACGAGCUGACGACAGACAACGUGCUGAAGAUCCUGGCCAUCGAGAUGCGGUUCAGGUGCAACAUCCCAGUUGUUAUCAUGGGGGAAACAGGCUGUGGGAAAACGAGGCUGGUGAAGUUCCUCUGCCAGUUGCGCAGGAGCUGCACAGAGGCAGAGAACAUGAAACUCGUGAAAGUUCACGGAGGUACCACAGCAGAGAUGAUUUAUGCCAAGAUCAGAGAAGCAGAAGCCCUCGCUAAAGCCAACAAAGAGAAGCAUGGGCUGGACACAAUCCUCUUCUUUGAUGAAGCCAACACCACGGAGGCUAUAAGCAGCAUCAAGGAAGCUCUGUGUGACCGCACAGUGCAGGGAAAGCGUUUGGCCUCUCACUCUGGCUUGCAGAUCAUAGCAGCCUGCAACCCCUACCGUAAGCACACACCAAAGAUGAUUCAGCGCCUGGAAUUAGCUGGACUGGGCUACCGUGUGAAAGCAGAUGAGACAAAGGAUAAGCUUGGAUCCAUUCCCCUGAGGCAGCUUGUGUACCGUGUCCAUGCGCUGCCACCCAGCAUCAUCCCCUUAGUGUGGGAUUUUGGGCAGCUCAACAGCUUCACUGAAAAAACAUACAUCCAGCAGAUUGUCCAGAGGGUCACUGAGGAUGUCCCCAUGCGUCAGUGUGAAGCAGAGGUAGUCACAGAAGUGCUUUUUGCUUCCCAGCAGUAUAUGAGGCAGAGGGAGGAUGAGUGCAGCUUUGUCAGCCUGCGGGAUGUGGAACGCUGCAUGGAAGUCUUCAAGUGGUUUCACAAGCGCAGUGACCUCCUGCUGAGGGAGCUGAGGAAGUACCUUGAGAAGAGAGCUCCAAAGAGCACUGUUGAGAGAAACAAGGUUACCUGGUCCUUAGUGCUGGCAGUCGGGGUCUGCUAUCAUGCAUCCCUGGAGAAGAAGGAGGAAUAUAGGAGAGCUAUCAGCCAGGUCCUUCCAAAGCCUUAUGAUACCCAGAAAAAGAUUUUGGAUGAAAUCUCUCUGAUGCAGGAUGUGUUCCUGAAUGGUGUGCACCUCCGAGAUACCAUAGCAAGAAACUUGGCCCUGAAGGAAAAUGUCUUUAUGAUGGUCAUCUGCAUUGAGCUGAAAAUCCCUCUUUUUCUUGUUGGGAAGCCUGGGAGCUCCAAAUCUCUUGCAAAAACCAUUGUGGCUGAUGCUAUGCAGGGUCAAGCAGCUGCUUCAGAUUUGUUCAAGGAGCUGAAGCAGAUCCAUCUCGUAUCCUUCCAGUGCAGCCCUCUCUCCACUCCAGAGGGAAUCAUAGGCACUUUCAAGCACUGUGCUCGAUUCCAGGAGGGGAAGAACUUGGAGGAGUAUGUCUCAGUGGUGGUUUUGGAUGAGAUUGGGCUGGCAGAAGACUCUCCCAAAAUGCCCUUGAAGACUUUACAUCCGCUUUUGGAAGAUGGCUGCAUAGAUGAUGUGCCCCUUCCUCACAAAAAGGUUGGCUUCAUCGGGAUUUCCAAUUGGGCUUUGGACCCUGCUAAAAUGAACCGUGGCAUCUUUGUCUCACGUGGCGACCCCAGCAAAAAAGAGCUCGUAGAAAGUGCCAAGGGGAUUUGUUGCUCAGCACGAGGGGCUCUGCAGAAGGUUGAACAGUACUUUGGCCACUUUGCAGAUGCGUAUGAGGACAUUUGCAAGGCCCAAGACAGGGAAUUCUUUGGUCUGCGUGACUACUACAGUCUCAUAAAGAUGUUUUUGGCCUUGGCCAAGAGCUCCAAAAGUGACCCCACACCUCAAGACAUAGCUGAAGUUGUUCUUCGUAACUUUGAUGGCCAAGAUGAUGUCAAUGCCUUGGAAAUAUUCACCUCACAGUUACCAGAGAAAGGAGAAAUCUGUGCUCACGAUGUGAGUAGAAUCGAGCUGGUACGACAAAACAUUUCCAGCAGCGGUGAUGAUGGUGAUUGCAGGUACCUGCUUGUGUUGACUGAGAAUUAUGCAGCACUGCAGAUCCUCCAGCAAGCCUUUUUUACUGCCCGCCAGCAGCCAGAAAUCAUUUUUGGCUCCAGUUUCCCUAAGGACCAAGAGUACACCCAGAUCUGCAGGAACAUCAACCGUGUGAAGGUCUGCAUGGAAACUGGCCAAAUAGUUGUUCUCCUCAACUUGCAAAACCUUUAUGAAAGCCUCUAUGAUGCCCUCAAUCAGUACUAUGUGUACCUUGCUGGCCAGAAGUAUGUGGAUUUGGGGCUGGGCACCCACCGGGUGAAGUGCCGAGUGCACCCCAAGUUCCGCUUGAUAGUCAUUGAAGAGAAGGAUGUGGUGUAUAAGCACUUCCCCAUCCCACUCAUCAACAGGCUGGAAAAGCACUACCUGGAUGUCAGCACUGUGCUGGAUAAGGGGCAGAGAGAAACUGUGAAAGAGCUGAAGAAGUGGGUCCAGGAGUUCACCGCAGCCAAUGCAGAAGAGCACUUCAUAAGCAAGCAGCAGUACAGCCCUUCGGAUGUCUUUGUGGGGUACCACUCCGACACCUGCGCCUCGGUGGUCCUGCAGACAACAGAAAGGCUGAAAGCAGUGUGUCCUCCGAGCGAACUGGUGUCCAGUGUGAAGAGAGAAGCCCAGCUGGCACUGCUGAACUGUGCCACCCCAGAUGCUGUGAUCCGCCACUGCAACUCGCCGGGCGCCUUCCUGGCAGGUGCUCUGGCCCAGGUGUACUUCAAGCAGCAGCAGCACACAUCCUUUGCAGACUUCCUCCGGGCUCACGUCCAUGCUGGCUCUGGGUACCAAACGGUCUUCACAGAGGUCACCACCUUCUCGAGGCUCCUCACCAGUGCUGAUGCUGCUUGCCUGGAGAGAGAAGUGCAGGGUAAAGCAGAAAGGCCUCAAAUCCUGUUCCUGCAGCAGUUUGACACAGAGUACUCAUUCCUGAAGGGCAUUAGGAAUUUCCUUGAUGCCACAUCAGGAAAUAAAGUCCUCAUUAUUCAGACAAACUUUGAAGAUGGCUCUCAAAAUGCCCAGCUCAUUGCCUCAGCCAAAUACACUGUUGUUAAUGAAAUCAACAAGGUGGACCUGGGAGAAGUCUCUGUCUUUGUUUACUUUAUUAUGAAGCUUUCCCGAGUGGAAGGAGGAACAUCCUACGUGGGAUUCCAUGGAGGGCUGUGGCAGUCGGUGCACAUCGAUGAUCUCCGCAGAUCCAAGGACAUGAUCUCUGACAUGACUGCCCUGCAGAACCUCACCAUCAGCCAGAUGUUCUGUGAGGAUUUGGGUAAAGCCAAAGUUGCAGCUCUGCCUGGGAGUGGAGAAGAACAGGGGAAUGGAGAAGAACAGGAGCCCUACAAGGGUGAGAUCCUGGACACCACUGUGCUCCUGAGGACCUGCGUACAAAGUGCUGUAGGGAUGCUGCGGGACCAAAAGGAAGAUCAUAGCCGAAGCAGAAGGCGAAUUAAGAUUCUCCUUGGCCUUCUGUCCAAAGAGGAUGACUUCAAAGCCCUUUUCCUGAAGGUAACAAAGGCUCGUCUCUCCAGCCUUUUGAGGAAGCAAGAAGAAAAUUCCUUUCACCCCAAAAACUGGGUGCUUCGAGAGGCUUCUAACCUCACUGCUCUCCAGGAGGCAGGUACCUUCAGGCACACCUUGUGGAAGCGAGUCCAGAACGUGAUCACUCCAUUCCUGGCUCUCCUGAUUGCUGUCAUAGACAGAAAUGGCAAUCUGGAGCUGCUGGCCAGGCCGGCAGCUAAAUGGGUGACAAACCUAUGGAUGUUCAUCUUCAGUGAUACAAAGCUUCUGACUGUCCCUUACGGUGUGGGUAAGAACAGCACUCAGCCAGAGAUAAUUCUGGUGCAGAACAACAUGAUGGUGUCAUCUGAGGCUGGCAAUGAGAUGCCUUUCAGCUGGAGGAUAAAGGAAUACUUGGAUGAGAUGUGGUUGGAAGCUCAAUAUAUCCAGAACACUGAAGACCAAGCUGAGAAGUUUGUGGAUAUCUUCCAGAAAACUGCACUAGGAAAAUUUAUCUCUACUCUGACUGAGGAAGAAAGGCAGAUGCUCUUCCAGUGCUAUAUCAAAGACUUUAUUGUCAUGACCAUUGGUGUGUCCUCCCUAGAGGAGCUGCAGUGUCUGCAAAUUGCCUUCUUAUCCUGCAUAGAGGAGUGGAAGGCCACAUCUCCCAGGAGAGAGGAGACAGUGCCAUCCUUGCCUUGGGUCCACCUUGGAUACAAUCAAUUCAAGAGUCGCCUGCAGAACUUCUCUAGGAUCCUGGCUGUACACCCCCAUGUGGUUGGCUACCUUGGGCAGAAAGGAUAUGGAAUACCACAUUCAGAGAUGGUUUUAGAUGUGUUGGCUGCAAUGGUAUGUGCUGAAGAGCUGGAGAGCCAAGUGCAGACAGCCUGUCCAGAGGUCUGGCUGCAGAAAGUGAAGAACCUUCGAAUGCCUAUUGAAUUCCUUUGUGUAGAGAAGGGUUCGCCGAGGAGUGGUGUUCGGUGCCAUCAGCUGCUCAAAGAACUUGAUGUCUGCUGGAACCGGGUAUUCUGCAUGUCUCUGUUUGUAGAACAUGUGUUGUUGGGCAGCAACACUCUGAUGCCAGAAUUUGAGACUGUAGUGAAAAAAUACACUUUGUGUCUUGCCCAGUGUUUUCAGCACAAUUCAGACAUGAAGACUCAUCCAACUUUUAUUGCAGUGAUGAAAGUACUGUGCCAAUGUAAGGAUGAAGUCAGCAACAAGCUCUACAGCUGUGGUCUGGAGCCAUGUGGCAUCUGCCUGAAUGAGCCGAAGGACCCAGUCUGCCUGCCUUGCCACCACCUGUUCUGUCAGAAGUGCAUCAGAACGUGGCUAGUACCAGCACAGAUGUAUUGUCCAUACUGCAGAGUUACCCUGGAGAAUGAUGUUGAUUUAAAUGUCUCUGUGGAGCUCAGGAAUGCCAUAGCAAAAAAUGCCCUGUUCAGGCAGAGAUGCAAUAAUUUCUUCAUAGAUGUGGUCACUACCAUGUGCUUUAAGGACAAUGAACCCCCGGAGGCAAAGGUGAUCCAAGAGCUCCUUAGUCUGCUGUUUGUUGACAGGAGACUCCUGAAAGGUUCAGAGCACCCUGCUAUCUACACAAAAUUUCUGUCCCCAUUUAAUGAUGAAGUGGAUGAAACUCCCAUCAUCCGCUCAGUAAUGCUGAAGCUCCUCUUGAAGUACAGCUUCAAUGAAGUAAAGAAUGAUGUGCAGCACUACCUGUCCCAGGUAGAGCACAACCAGAUCCUUGAGAAAAAUGAUAAAAAGGAACUCUACUUGCUUUUUGUCAACUGCCUAGAGGAUUCCAUGUGUGAAAAGUCUGAGGGCAGUCUUGGAUAUAACCAAAUAAAUGAUCUGCCUGGAGACAGAGGCUUUCCAGAUGACUACCUCCCAAAGAACAAUCAAAGUCCUCAGGAAUCAUCUGUUGAGUAUCUGCAGGCAGUGGCCAAGGUUCGCUUGUACCUGAGAAAGGCUGCAGAGCUGCUCUUUGACCUGCAUGAGACCACAGAGCAAGACCAGAGAGAGAAGUGUCAUUACCUGGCAAAUGUGAGAGCUUUCUGUGGCCUCACCAAGAAUGACUGGCAUCAUGUCUACCUCGUCCGGGUGAUUGCCAGUCAGUAUGGGAUGGAGUUUGCUCAGAAGCUUCUCACAGAGGCCCAGUUCAACUGGGUGUUCCCAGGGGAAAUUCUGCAACAGGUAGGGGACAGCCAGGACAGCCACAUCGAUCGUUACCUGCUGUGUGGCAAGAGUUACAAAGUCCUGCGUGAUGCUGUGGGGAAAGCCAUGAUGGAUUGUGAGAUUGAGGGUCUUCUGGAGGCAGAGCAGGUAUCUAGUGGCUCUCCAGCUGUACAGUCUGUCCAUCUGCUCCUGGCUAUUUUCAGAGAGGUCACUACCCUGUAUGGAGCAAGUCAUUCAAGCCUUCACCCCAAACAGCAGCAAACAGAUGCUAUGAUUAAGUUCAUCCAGAACUCCCAAGUCUUGAAUUCUCCAGACCUGCAGCACUUUGCAGCUUCUCUUGUGAUGAAUGAACUGUCAUCUGUGACAGUGGAUCCUCGAAGCUUCAGCCACCGUGGAGUCCUAAUGGAAAUGGCUGUUCACACUGCAGCUGUCCUGCUCUGUGGGCAGAACCCCAUCCUGCAGCCCCUGAGGAACCUGGCAUUCCGUCCAGACACCAUGCAGCACUCUUUCCUGCCUACAAUGCCAGAAGAUAUGAUGGCUCAGGCGAGGGCCAUGGCAGACCUGGCUGGUCUGCGCUGGUACACAUGUCCAAACGGCCACCCCUGUGCUGUAGGAGAGUGUGGCCUCCCCAUGGAAACUAGCUACUGUGUGGACUGUGGUGCCCAGAUUGGAGGGGUGCACCAUAAACUGCUACAAGGCUUUCAGGAACAGAGGAAUCUUGAAGACAGAACUCAAACUGGGCAUGUGCUGGGAGAUGUACAACACAGAAGAACAAAGGGAGUGUCUGACCGGCCCACGUCCCCAGUUGCCGUCGCUCUGAUACGCUUGCUCAUGCAUUUGGCAAUGUUGCUGGGAGCCACAAAAGAUCCUCAGUCAUUUCAAAACAUUAUCAAGCCACCGGUGCCCAACGCGGUGAUUUUCCUGUGUCAGCAUAUUCAGGAGGACUUGGCACAGCUGACAAAAAUUGUGGGGAAGAGCGUGGAUGAGACCAUCAACAUCCUUCAUCUUGUCCUAUGCAGCCUCCUUAAGAACCCUCAUCAGCACCCAGGCCAGUGGCCAGUUAGAUUUGAUGGUGUGCUCUCCACCAAGGAGAAGAGAAACAGAUGGGAAGAAAUUGUUGCUGGAACAAUCAUUGUUCCUGAACUGGAGGAUUUGGAUAAAAAACUUAUGAAGUUAAACAGACAAAUACAAGAGGAUGAGAGAAUUUCUUGCAAUCCAGUAGUGAAAAUAGUGUAUGGUGACCCAGGCACUUUCCUGUCCCAGCUGCCAAAGGACAGUCACAUCCAUCAUUCCAGGAUGUGGAGCUGCCGAAAGAGGAUUUCAGUGGAGAACCUGGGCCAUGUAGUCCAGCAAAAGAAUGCCAAGGACACUGUCCCUCUCCUCUGGAGGUUUUUGCAGAAGGAAACAGAACUGAGGCUGGUGAAAUUCUUACCAGAGAUUCUGGCUCUGCAGAGAGAUUUGGUGAGGAGAUUUCAGAACACUGCUGAUGUCAAGCAAUGCUCAAUCAAAGAGUUCCUCAAUGAACCCCUCUCAGGUGUGAUGAGGGAUCUCUUGCAGAGGAGAGUGAAUGUGUUUCUGUCUGUAUGGAACAAGCUGAGAAGCUCACUGGACACAAAUGGGGAAAUUAAACUUCCUAAAGGCUGUUGUGAUGUUGACCUGACCCUGGACAGCAAGCUGGAGGUCCUUCUGCCACGUCGACAGGGUCUAGGCCUCUGCUCCACAGCCCUGACCAGCUACCUCAUUAGUCUGCACAAUGACUUUAUCCACUCAGUGAACAAGCACAUGAAGGAAGAUAACAGGUACUUGAUCAGUCCAUCAGAAGUGGCUGACCUGCACUUGAUUAGUUAUGAAAUUGAGAGAGACCUGAUUCCUCUGAUCUUGGCUAACUGCCAGUACAGCAUGGAGAAGGGAGGGGAGACAUUGCAGGACUUUGACCUGGAGAGGAUCCAGCAGCAAGUUAUCAGCAAGUUCCUGCAGGGGAAACCACUUAUCACCCUAACGGGAAUACCUACCCUGGUGUACAGACAGGAUCGGAAUUACGAGCAGCUCUUCAAUGAUGUCAGGAGUAAGCUGAAUCAGAGUGCUCUCCCCAGCUCUGUGAGGAACAUGAUCAGUGGGGAACUGCAGUCCUACAGUGAUGUCUGUGAUGCUCUGUCCAUCACUGAAAUUACCUUGGGAUUCCUGGCCAUGGCUGGCGAGAAUGCUGAGAUGCUGCUGACUGACUACAUCGAAAAUGUUCUGCAGAUGGGAGAUCGGACAAACCCUCAUGUACUGCAGGCCCUUAGACGAUGCCACCUGAAGCACAACAUAGCCCUGUGGCAGCUUCUCUCUACUCUCAAGUCUGAGCAGCUUCUGCGCCUCAAAAAGGAUCCUUUUGGAGACAUCAGCACAGACUAUAAAGCUGAGCUCAGUCCGCAGAUGGCCAAGCUCCUCAACACCUUCCUUGUCCACUCAAGGCUGGAAACAUUCCUGCAGGAGCUCCAUGAAAUGAUCAUCUUGAAGCUGAGAUAUGUUCAAGCUGCAGAUAUAUUCAGACCCACAUGGAGCUUGAAGGAAUCUCUCAUUCCUUACCUCGAUGAAAAAGACUCUGAGUUAGCUCCAGAGCUGCAAGAGAUGUUCCCAGAUGAGAUUCUUCUUUCUCAUGCUACUGCAACAUGGAAAGCAGCUGCUGUCUUCAAGAGGGAGUGCAGGGAACGCUAGGACCACCAACACUACUGACCUUCCUCCCCCAUUCAUGGGGGACUUUUACUGCUACAACCCCAUAGUGGCAGUGAGAUGCUGCAACCUCGAGCAGUUGACUUUUA